This is a messenger RNA of Cavia porcellus (domestic guinea pig), 2244 nucleotides long. RefSeq lists its product as uncharacterized. Bases 1 to 2013 code for a protein of 670 amino acids. The transcript is spliced from 16 exons. Lineage: Eukaryota; Metazoa; Chordata; Mammalia; Rodentia; Caviidae. The record is from RefSeq and is a predicted model, not a curated record.
AUGGAGUCUGGAGAGGCACCGAGCACAGGGGCUGGUACAGGCCAGGCAGCUCUGCCUCCCUCAGAGGCCCACACUGUCCCUCCCAGCCCUCUUGCCACACUGACUGUGGUGGUAGAAGUGGAACUCAGGAGGGAAUCAGGCCCUGAGGAGAUUCAGAGCCCUUUACUGCUGGAGGAGCCCAAGAGCAUUCGCCUGUUUCCUUCGAGGACUCUAGAGAAUCAGGAACAAUGCUUCACGUUUGACAGAGUCCUGGGCCUCGAUGCAGCUCAGGAGGCAGAGCAGGAGCUGCUGGCACGAGUCAAGUCCACCUUGGCUUUAGUGGGCAAAGGAUAUAGUGUAGCCCUGAUUCUCCGGGGCCGGGAAACAGAGGCACCCCGACUUGUGCCCCAGCUACUGCAGGAGCUGUUUGAGGAAGCUCUGCUCCUCCAUCAUUCUGACUGCAUGCUCAGCACGCUCAGCCUGGUGCAGAUCAGCCCCAGUGGGAGGACACAGGACCUGCUCUCUCCAGGGCUGGAGGACCUGUCCAUGCUGGAGGUGGCUCCUCUGGGCUUGGUGGUGGAAGGUGCCAGUGAGGUGGACGUGUCUGACUCAAGAGCUGCCUCAGAGCUGUACUUGCAAGUUACAGGGCGCGAAGCCAGGACUUGCUGUCUGCUGACGCUCACCGUUUCUUGCCCUGGGCCUGAUCCUCCUGAAGGUUCUGGGACCCAGGGUGUGUGGCGAGGUGUUUUGCGGAUAUUGCAGCUCCCAGGAGCCUUACACUGCCCCCUGCUGCGAGUAUUGGCUGGUGAGGUUGUUGGUGAGGAGAUGGAGGGCUCUUUGCCUUGGAUUAUCUCACAGCUCUUAGAAGGAAACAACUAUAGUGGUCUACUCCUUCGCCUGGACCCCCAAGGUAGCUCCCUGAGUUUGCUUCAGGGUGCUCUGCUGGGGGCCUCAGAAAGAAGGAUGCAAGUGAAACAGAUCAGGCCCAUCCUGUGGAACGUAGUAGAAGAGGCCCGGGCCCGCCGUGCUGGCCUAAAGACCCUGCGUUUAGGCCUCCUUGGACUCACCUUGACAGAUGAAAGGCUUAGCCAGAUGGGCAGGGCACUCCGGGAACUACAGGUGGUAAAAGCCUUGGGCCAGUACCCAAGAAGCCCAGUAUCCAAAGAGGCCAGAGCUGAGGUGGAAGAGCUCCCGGGGUCAAAGGUAUGUUUUCUCAUCCAACCUCUUAAGACCUCUAUUUAUGUUGGCCUUCCCCUCCUGUUUAUAGAGUAUUCCAUUGUCCAAGGCAAGCCAUGGAAAUACUGUGAGCAGAAAAGACAACAUUACUCUCACUUGGCAGAUCCAGAGGCUUCUCACUCUACCCAUGGCGUCCUGACUCUGUACCCAGGCUAUAGGCUCUUCAAGGCCAGUGAGGUCCUGGAUAUCAUUCUGACUGACACUAUCUGGGUCUGCCAGGCCCCAGAUGUGGCCCUGCAGUUCAUCCUGGCGCAAGCCCGGAGGCAAAGACUGCAAGAGCAGCACCAAAGUUGGAUUCAAGAGGAGUUGAAGCAUAUGGGACAAGAGGAGGUUGCAGGUGAACAGAUCAAAGGCCCAAUGGCUGAGGAGCAGUUCUGUGAAGAGAGACAGAGAUGGCUCCAAGAGCAGACAGUGCUGAGGCUCCAGGUGGAGGCCCUGCAGGCAGAGCGGAACAUGGCAGAACAGGACCUGGCAGCCUUCUAUGACCUGCAUGUAAAGGCCACUCGUGCUCAGACAUGCCACAUGCUACAGGUAUUUCGAGCCUGGCAGGGGCUUUGGCAGGAGAAGGCCACAACCACUGAGCACCAUCUUCGCAGCCUCCUAGCUAGUGUCCUGCAAGACACCAUUGAUCUGGCCUCACAGAACCAGGAGCUCCAAGCCCAGAACCAGCAGCUUCGGCUUCAGCAGUGUGCAAGUGAGCCCGGCACAGUCACACUGGGUCCCUGCCCUGGAGAGAAACCUGGUGACCUGGAAUCUUUCAAAAACAGUUUCCUUCCUCCUCAUUCUUGGGAGUCCUAGAAGGGAGCAGAGUAGGACACGACAAUGAAGUAGAACCUUACAGGAAAUCAAUUCCAUUACUAACCACAUCUGACUCUGCUGGUUCCUGCUAAGUACUUGACAUAUAUCAUUUCACUUUACCUUUUCAGGUAUUUUGUCAAAACUACAGUCAACAUACUUAGGUAAUAUUUGAUCUUCAGUGAUAAGGCAAAUGAAGCUAGGAAAAAUUAAAUCUAAUGAUGGUUAACCGAG